AUUGUUCUUUUCCAAAAUGGCUGAUCCUUCGACUUGGGGAGAAGAGGAAAGCAAUGAUCGACGUGGUGGUCGAGACAGCUAUGGCUAUGGCAGGCCACAGAGUGACAACUAUUAUGGUGGAGGUGGUGAUUGGAACCGCCAACAAGGGAAUCGUAGAGGACAUCGUGAUGAUAGAGGAUAUGGAGGGGGUGGUGGGGGAUAUGGAGGUGGAAGACCCUCCAAGAUCCCAGAUGAGCCUCCUUUCACUGCAUUUGUUGGCGGUUUACCUGAUGGUACCGUACAGGGUGAUAUUGACAGAAUAUUUGAAAACUUAAAUAUAAGAAAUGUGCGUAUUGUGCGUGACAGAGACACUGAUAAAUUUAAAGGAUUUUGUUAUGUGGAAUUUGAAGAUCAAAAGUCGUUGGUUGAAGCUCUUGAGUACAACAAUGCUGAAUAUGGAAGUAGGCAACUUCGGGUGGAUGUUGCUGAAGGAAGAAAUAAAGACCGGGGGGAAAGAGGUCGUGGAAGGGGAGGAUUCCGAGGUGGUCGUGGAGGUGAUCGUGGAGGAAGGUCACAGGGUGACAGAGGGCAAAAUAACUAUCGUGAUGGUGGAGGACGUGACCAAGGAGGGCGUGGUGGAUAUGAUCGUGGCCGAUAUGAUGGUGGUGGUGGCAGAGGUCGGUAUGGCCGUCCGAGGGAUAAUCGUGGACCACCAAUGCCUUACGAGAAUGUCCCAGAGCCAACCGAAGAGAGUGCAAGUGAGAGGCCAAGAUUAAAGUUACUGCCACGUUCUGUGAAAGACCCUGUGAACGAGAUUGCUGACUCGAUGCAACAAGCAAAGAUAUUUGGUGGGGCUAAACCUCGAGAUGAGAAACAGUAUGAGCAAAAACAAGCUGAAAUUGAGAGGAAACGAAAGGAGAGUGAAAGCAGUGACAAGGGUGUUUAAAUGCGAUGAACGUUUAUUAUUGCGAGAGGAAACACAACAGCACAACUACGGAAAAUGCAGACGAAAAUCUUGGUCGUAUUUAAUUGAGAAAAAUUCUGGACACUCGUGAAACUUUACAUAUCAAAAACAUUUCAAUUUUUUUGUUAUAUAGUUGGAGAGAUUAAGCACCUUCAAGAUGUUUCUUAAAGCUAGCUCAACUGAAUUUUGUCCAAUACAUCGAUACCUUGCAACCAAAUGACUACAAAAUAAAUGUUUUCAUUCAGAUUCCAGUAAAUUAUGCAAGCAAUUUGAGUCAACCAUUUUGGAGUUGAAUCAGCAAUCUACUGCAUUUACAAUACGUACAUAACCAGAACACAGGUUUCAUUGUUUUUGUUUUGUUCAACGAAGUAAAAUUGCAUCGCAAACGUUUGACGUUAAUAGAUAACGUCAGUUGGGCUAGCUUGCAUUGACUGGAGAAAUUCAAUAGCACGAAGUAAAAGCUUUGAAAGUAGGCACAGUUUCGUUGUAUCCAGUCGAAAUCCAUCGAAAUUCAGCUGGCAUGCAGCAUUGCCAUGUAUCGAUGGCCACAUUGUUCCUGUUUAGCUAAAAACAAUUCUCGUUCCUCACCCAGUCUCGAUAAACAGUGGCGUUAUUCUUUGGAAAAUCCAAUAUAUAUAAAUAUAUAAAAAUAAAGUUGUUCCUCGAAA
Dendronephthya gigantea is the source of this 1611-nucleotide messenger RNA. RefSeq names its product eukaryotic translation initiation factor 4H-like. The transcript is spliced from 9 exons. Bases 17 to 925 code for a protein of 302 amino acids. The record is from RefSeq and is a predicted model, not a curated record. Lineage: Eukaryota; Metazoa; Cnidaria; Anthozoa; Malacalcyonacea; Nephtheidae. Gene Ontology annotation, molecular function: RNA binding.